GCCCAGCCGGAGGCAGGUCCUCUCUUCUUUCGCACUUCGUUGAAUGUACAUUCUCUUGCGACUGUUGCAAGUCUUGCACGGAUUUCCCAUAUUACAUCGAACCUUCCUCUGUUUGCAUAAGUCACAGGCCUAUCAGGGUCACCACAGGCUUUUGCGCUUCAAACCUCAAGUGACCUGCCCUGUCUGCGAUGGUCUUUGUCCGGUUUUGCGGUACUCCCGCGGCUGCAUCUAUCGUCGUGAACAUGUCGCGAGUAUCUGCGAAGCAAGGUGCGAGCCUAAUCUAGCGGCGAGUUUGAUCUGACGACCGUCGCGAAGAUGAGAAGAUGAAAACACUUGCAGCAUUAGCAAAGACGGAAUCAUAGAAAUGUGUGGGUCGCCCCGCGUUGUCGCCCCGCGCUGUCGCCCGAGAUCAUCAUCUCGACCAGGUGGGGAAAUCUGCCGCGUCGAUGUCC
Molecule: messenger RNA, 452 nt
Organism: Aureobasidium subglaciale EXF-2481
Lineage: Eukaryota; Fungi; Ascomycota; Dothideomycetes; Dothideales; Saccotheciaceae
Exons: 1
Coding region: 44-301 (85 amino acids)
Source: RefSeq, a predicted model, not a curated record